Drosophila mojavensis is the source of this 1099-nucleotide messenger RNA. It is a transcript of the gene SCCRO, whose product is annotated as DCN1-like protein. Bases 92 to 937 code for a protein of 281 amino acids. Gene Ontology annotation, molecular function: ubiquitin conjugating enzyme binding; cullin family protein binding; ubiquitin-like protein binding. Gene Ontology annotation, cellular component: ubiquitin ligase complex. Gene Ontology annotation, biological process: protein neddylation; positive regulation of ubiquitin-protein transferase activity. NCBI's taxonomy places the organism in Eukaryota, Metazoa, Arthropoda, Insecta, Diptera, Drosophilidae. The record is from RefSeq and is a predicted model, not a curated record. The transcript is spliced from 2 exons.
UAGGCAUCUCUGGGUUUCGACGUUCGGAACAUCAACGCAGAGAAAACUUUGCUAAUAACUAGUAAAUAAUAACAAAUACAAUAUAUAAAUCAUGAACAAGCUAAAGUCAAGCCAGCAUCGUGACAAGGUGAAGAAAUUUAUCUCACUAACACAGACAGGCGAACAGACAGCCAUUUUCUGCCUGCAACAGAAUGAUUGGAAAAUGGAUUUGGCCAGCGAUAACUAUUUUCAGAAUCCUGAAUACUAUUAUCGUGAGCUCGAUCGCAAGCGUAUCGAGCAGCUAUUUAUGCGCUAUCGCGACCCAACUGAUGCCCAGAAGAUCAGCUCAUCGGGUGUCAUAAAAUUUCUUGAGGAUCUGGAAUUAAGUCCUGACUCCAAACUUGUGCUCAUCAUUGCCUGGAAAUUCCACGCAGAGGUGCAGUGCGAGUUCUCGCGGGAUGAGUUCAUUAAUGGCAUGUGUGACUUGGGCAUAGACAGCAUAGAGAAGCUCAAGUCGAAAUUGCCAUUGCUGGAACAGGAAUUGAAUGAUGCUGGCAAAUUCAAGGAUUUUUAUCAUUUCACUUUUAAUUAUGCAAAGGAUCCGGGCCAAAAGGGCAUUGAUCUGGACAUGGCCAUUGCGUAUUGGUGUAUUGUGCUCAGCGAUCGUUUCAAAUUCUUGGGCAUCUGGUGCAAGUUCCUCGAAGAGAAACACAAACGUGCAAUUUCAAGGGACACUUGGAAUUUGCUGCUGGAUUUCGCCACCAACAUCGAUGAUCGGAUGAGCAACUAUGACGCGGAGGGCGCUUGGCCCGUGCUAAUUGACGAUUUCGUCGAAUGGUGUCAGGAGAACAACCACCUUGCCACAGAUCAAACGCAGCCCACGCAGCAAUCAACGUCCCAGAAGAACAUAUCAAGCGCUUACCAGACUUCGCAUAGUACAAAUAUGAAUUAUGGCUAACGAUUGUUGCUUUAUGUAUACAUAUAUUCUCAUUAAUUAUAAUUUUUUUUGCUUUUUAUUCGGAUUAUUUUAAAUAAUGAAGAUAAUAAGCAAUGCGAGUUAAUUUACAAUAACACUUCGAUAAAAGGAAAGUAAAUAAAAUUAGUAAAUGUAACCAGCAAA